Molecule: messenger RNA, 3086 nt
Organism: Octopus bimaculoides (California two-spot octopus)
Lineage: Eukaryota; Metazoa; Mollusca; Cephalopoda; Octopoda; Octopodidae
Product: ribonuclease P protein subunit p30
Biological process (GO): tRNA processing
Cellular component (GO): nucleolar ribonuclease P complex
Molecular function (GO): RNA binding
Source: RefSeq, a predicted model, not a curated record
UUUUGUUUUGUUUUGAUUUCAUGUCAGUUUCGUCUCUUUGCUUCUCGCGUUGUCUCUGAACCGGGUUCGUCUGUUUUCAAAUAAAGGAAACAUCUCAAGAUGGUAGUGUUUACAGAUCUGGGUGUUACGUGGAAAGAAGAUACACCUGUCGACGACAAAAUUAGGCGUUUAAUUAAAUUGGGCUACAGACAGGUCGCAAUCAACAACAUAGUACUUCCACCACCUACUGGCAAGACGAAAGGAAAAGGUGAAAACCAGAAGAAACAGUUAAAAGAUCCCCAUGACAUUCUUUUACCGGAACAUAAUUUAAGACUACACAGUAGUGUGCAGCUCACUGAUACUGGUUCUAAACUGAAGCAGCUCUCUCGUUUGACUUUAAUAUUCUCCAAGGCAGAGCAGGUUCAUAAUUUGCAUUCUGCAGACAUCCAAGCCUAUGACAUACUGGCUGUGCAACCAAGUGACAAGGACCUUUUUCAUACGGCCUGUCAAACAUUGGAAGUUGACAUCAUCUCACUGGAUUUAUCCAAGCUUCUUCCUUUUAAUUUGAAGUACCCAUCAUUACACGCAGCUUAUGAACGUGGUGUACAUUUUGAGAUUCAGUAUGGGCCCAUGAUUAGGGACCAGGAGGCCCGGAGAAACAUCAUCACAAACGUCCAGACUCUGAUUGAAGUUGGUAAAGGAAAAAAUAUCAUUUUAAGCAGUGGCUGUGAGAAUACCUUAGACUUACGAGGACCCUAUGAUGUGAGAGUACUAGGUUUAAUGCUUGGUUUAUCAGAAGUCAAAGUUCGUGCUGCCCUCACAACUAAUUGCCAGUCAGUCCUAUCACAUGCAGCUGCCAGGAAAGCUGGUCGUUCCAUGGUUAGUGUGAUGAAGCUGGUUGACAUGGAAAAAAAGAAUGCUUGGCUUGCAAAGGCCACAGAUACAGAUCUGCUAGAUGAAGGUAACUCUGCUGAAGACAGUCCCUCUUCCGAUAACAGCAAUGACGACGAUGAUGAUAGUGAUGAUGAGGGUAACAUAAAGCCUGCUCCUAAAGAUGUUUGUUCACCCAAACGGAAAAAGAGAAAAAUGUGAUAUUUCACAGGGAGCCCCCCCCCCUCCAUUUUCUAUCUGUAUAUAGACUUCUGUCUUACAUUUGGAUCCACCUCUUCUCAACAUUUUUUGUAGGGCUUUUGUAUUGGAAUAUAAAAAUGGUAAAAGUGCCUCCAAGUAUUUUGUUAUAUCCUUUCAUGAUCCAAAUUCAAAUCUCUCCCUGAAAUCACUUUGUCUUUCAUCCUUCCAGAGAGUAGGGGAAGAAAGGAAGGAAGGAAUCAGUAGAAAAGGUACCUGGAAUGCAAUGAAGUUCAUUCUAUCCAAUGUACUCUACAAUUUGUACUCUUUUCCCCCAACCCUUCCUUAAUUUAGUUUUAGAACACAAAAUUCAAAAUCUUUAUGGUUUCAUUCCACUUUCUACGGAUUGCAGUGGGAGGCUGCUUAGAACACAAAGAUGAAAGAAACUUUAGCUUUGUUCCUAUGCACAGCUUGACUCUAAAAUCCUCUUGAGGGUUGUCAUUGUCCAUCAUUCCUUCAAGAGAUUUAAAUAAAACAAGGGCCAGUAAUAUAUUGAAAUUGAUUGAAUCAGCUAAACGUUUUCUUUUCAUUUGGGAUUUAAUCCAAUUAUGAUGUCAUGCAGUUUGUGCCUUUUUCCCUGUCUUCUCAAUUUGUGGCCUUUUAAUUACCAAUGUGAAAAAAUCUUUACUGAAGUCAAUGGAGUAGCACAAACAACAGAAUGUCAUCAUGAUUUAAAUGUGGUGCAUCAUCCAAUAAUUACACAGGCCAAGAAGAUUUUUUGACACACAAUCUGAAAAUGAUAUCCAUUUAUUACCAUGUCAACAUUUUAAGAUAUUGGAUCCAUAGAAUUUCGUGGGGUUUUUUUUUUCGAUAAAACAGCAUAUAAGGAACCAGGCAUAAUACACACAGAGAAAUUGGUUUUUCUUCACAACCAGAAUGUUUUCUUAAAAUUCUACUGAAAAACUAAUAAACAAAUUACAUCAUUGUUAUUGCCUAAUUCCACAAGAAUUUGUAUUUGAAUGAAAUUUUUCGAGUGAUGAACCUCAGGAAGUUCAUGAGCCAAGUUCCAGCCAUUAUAUGCAAGCCCCAUCUGCCUUGAUACCCCUUUGUAGAUUUUAUGUCCUAAUGGAAAUGCUCACCCUACUUGUAACUUGUCACAAGGCAACUGUAGAGAGUACGCUCAUAUUCACUCCCAACUUUUGAAAGUUCUCCAGCAUGUUGACAAUUAUUACAAAUGAAUUCCAUGCUUCUAUGCAAUUCAUUGAAUUUACAAAGUUACUAUCUUUUAUCAGUUUUCUGAUUUGAGGCCCGUAAAAUACUCCAGCUUUUAUCUGUUCACUACUCAAACCAGGAAAUGUGUUGCUGAUUGAGUGACAGCAUGGUUCAUUUUUAUCCAGAGCUUUAACAAGCUGCUUCAUAAUGCCAAGUUUGAUAUGGAGUGGAGACAGGAUGAUUUUUUUCCCCAGUUGCACUAGAGGCUGUUCAACCACAUUAAAAGACCCUGGAAUUAUGGUUCAUUGUGACCAUUCUUUGAUCACCCAACGUUUUUUUUUUUUUCCUGGCUCUGCUGUCCCAUAUACAUAACAUCCAUGGAUUUUUGGUGUAUCCAGUUUUAUUGCUCAAGGAGAAAAAUCGAAGUUCAUGCAUAUCACUCACUAAUGAUUGCAGGGUUUGGCUAUCUUGAAAUCUAGACAUGAUGUUAAAAAAUGGAUUCCAUUUUUGGAUUUAGCAUAUCAAAAAACCUUCAAAUCAAGUAAAAAUGUCCCGACAACAAAAUACCUGGUGGGUUACAUUUUAGGAUCCUGAGUUGUGUAUUGUAAGACAACUAAAUUUCCUUUGAACAGAGCCUGCAAAUAUGGUUUCAAUUCCCAAGGUUUAGUCAAUAUAUUUUGCUUAUGCUCCCGAUAGUUUUGGUAAACCAUGAAUUCUAUAACCUCACCAAAAAGAAUCCCAUGUGAUAAAUCUAUGAACAAUGUUUUGUUAUGACUUUUUUUGUUCCAUUUCAUCCAUUCAUGAUCAAUAAAAAUUAUCAGAAUAUG